GCACCCAAUGCGAACGGCGCUACAAUCACUGAAUGCAGCUGCAGCAGCGCUAGCGCCGACGCCCCCGUAACUCUCCACCUGGAAUGCGACACCACACUUUGUCCUGCAAACCCCCGCCUUCCCCCACCUGUCGUCUGCUGGGUCCUCCCAAGGCCAGCAGGGCCUCCCCCGGCCCGGGGGUCUUCCUGUCUUUGAGCAGUCCAGUUGUGUUUGUGUUGGCCCACUCACUGUGGUGUCGUUAUCUUGGCUGAUGUCGCGACACCGGCGAUUCCACUGGGCGUCAUGAGCUAGGGGAUCUGGGGUGACUACUCGGGGAGCUAGGGCGGCAGGAGUACUCUGCCGAGCCGACUGCUAUGAGGAGGGGAGGGGGGGUCAACAAUCUCGUUCCACAGUCUACGCAGCACCAGGCAAGAC
Molecule: messenger RNA, 414 nt
Organism: Colletotrichum navitas
Lineage: Eukaryota; Fungi; Ascomycota; Sordariomycetes; Glomerellales; Glomerellaceae
Exons: 1
Coding region: 84-251 (55 amino acids)
Source: RefSeq, a predicted model, not a curated record